Messenger RNA from Ricinus communis (castor bean), 1855 nucleotides. RefSeq names its product probable serine/threonine-protein kinase PBL3. Bases 380 to 1639 code for a protein of 419 amino acids. Lineage: Eukaryota; Viridiplantae; Streptophyta; Magnoliopsida; Malpighiales; Euphorbiaceae. Gene Ontology annotation, biological process: protein phosphorylation. Gene Ontology annotation, molecular function: protein kinase activity; ATP binding. The record is from RefSeq and is a predicted model, not a curated record. The transcript is spliced from 6 exons.
AGACGUCAGUCAUAAGCGGAAGCCAAGAUAAGUUCCCACGCGUUCGCCGUGUCUACAUUCUCCACAUUGCAAAACUCCAAAGAGAAACAGAAAAAAAAAAAAAAGAAAAUUCUCUUCCCCUGUUCUCUUCUCAGAAAUUCUCUGCUUUUUCUUUUCUCAAUUUCAUUUUCCUCUUACUUCUCUUUUUUCUUUUCUUUCCCUUCACGACAUCACAGCUUUAUAGCUUUCUUCCUUUCUUUGUUUCUUUCUUUUACUUGAUACUGAAAAGCUCAAUUUUUAAUAGUGGUUAUUGAUAAUAAUCUUUAGUGGAAACUUGGAAAGAUAACAAGAGGUUUAACAUUGCGUGCCUGAUUUGAAGAGGUAGUUUUGUUGUGCCCAUAUGGGAAACUGUUUAGAUUCUUCUGCUGCCAAAGUGGAUACAACUCAAGGUUCACAUACUCCUUCUGGAGCCUCAAGAAUUUCCAGCAGAACCAGCCGUUCUUCAGUUCCUUCUAGUCUGACUAUCCCAUCUUACAGUGAAAGGAGCAGUUCUGAGUGUCUUCCUACACCAAGGACUGAAGGUGAAAUAUUGUCAUCCCCAAAUUUAAAAGCAUUCUGUUUUAACGAACUAAAGAAUGCCACCAGAAAUUUUCGUCCCGAUAGUCUGCUGGGUGAAGGUGGGUUUGGUUAUGUUUUCAAAGGUUGGAUUGAUGAGCACACAUUGAGCGCUGCAAGGCCUGGUUCAGGAAUGGUUGUGGCAGUCAAGAAGCUUAAACCUGAGGGUUUCCAGGGCCACAAGGAGUGGUUGACAGAAGUUAGGUAUCUUGGCCAGCUUCAUCAUCCAAAUCUGGUCAAACUGAUUGGUUACUGCUUGGAGGGUGAGAACCGGCUAUUGGUCUAUGAGUUUAUGCCGAAAGGGAGCUUGGAGAAUCAUCUGUUCAGAAGAGGACCGCAACCACUAUCAUGGGCGGUGCGAAUAAAAGUGGCCGUAGGUGCUGCCAGAGGACUUUCUUUCCUUCAUGAUGCAAAAUCACAAGUCAUAUACCGGGAUUUCAAGGCUUCUAAUAUUUUACUGGACGCGGAAUUCAAUGCCAAACUGUCUGAUUUUGGUUUGGCCAAGGAAGGGCCCACUGGUGAUAGAACUCAUGUGUCGACUCAAGUCAUGGGUACUCAUGGCUAUGCAGCACCUGAAUAUGUUGCUACAGGUAGGCUGACAGCAAAGAGUGAUGUAUACAGCUUUGGGGUUGUGUUGCUUGAACUACUGUCUGGGAGACGUGCUGUUGAUAAAACCAAGGUUGGUAUAGAGCAGAAUCUGGUGGACUGGGCAAAACCCUAUCUUAGUGACAAAAGAAAAUUAUUCCGAAUAAUGGACACCAAGUUGGGGGGACAAUAUCCUCAGAAAAGUGCCCAUAUGGCUGCUAAUCUUGCCUUGCAAUGUCUAAGCACUGAAGCCAAAGCUAGGCCUCGAAUGUCAGAGGUGUUGGCAACACUGGAGCAAAUUGAAUCCCCAAAAACUGCAGGCAGAUUAUCCCACUCAGAGCAUCCGUCAAUUCAGAUACCUGUCCGGAAGUCCCCAAUGAGACAACACCAUUCUCCUCUAAAUCUAACGCCAAGCGCUUCCCCAUUGCCAUCCCAUCGGCAAUCUCCUCGAGUACGUUGAGUAAAAACAUCUCUGUAAAUUUUUCAGUUGCAUAUUUUCCUGUUGCUGUAAUAUCUAAUUUGGGCGUGUAUCUCAAUGCCAUUUUUGAUUCCACUAGAACAGAUUAUCAUCACCUGACACCUGUACUUCUCUUAGCAUUUUCCUUUGGGUAAUCUGCAUCAAGUCAUUUGUAAUUAUAUCUCUGUAGUCAAUAUCAUUUUUGCUUCGGCUGAUCUA